UGAUUUUUAAAGUGCGGUUUAAACUGUAGGAACUGUGUGUUCCUGUAGUGAGACGGUCUCUUUAAGGCUGGACUGGAUCAUCCCUGAGGAGGCACGACAGCAGAGCACAGCGGCAGAGGCGGUUUACUCCUGCCGUUCACUCCCGCUACAGACCUGGCAACUUAACGGCGGAAGUCGCUUGACCUCCCGAAUUAUAGCUCCGUCGUUAACGAGCUUUUAUUGGAGCAUUUCUGAAGAGCUCCGUGAAGGAAUCCGUGACUGGAGUGAGGAGCGGCGGAGGGAGAAGGAAGAAGGCGGGGGGACGGAGGAGAGUAAGCCCCGGCUCUGCUGGACAUUCAUGCGGCCACACUGUCGCUGGCUGCCGCAAAAACCUGCUUCUGCUGCGGACACAUUUUGACCCGACUACCCUCUACAGCCGGAUGUCUGCCUGUCUUAUGGAGUGCACCACGGAAUGGAUGAAGGAGGACUGACACUUGGGGAGCCGUGAAGAAAUCUCGUCCUGUUGGAAAAGUAGCAUCCGGAGAAAAAGCCGAGCACUGCGCGUUUUAAAGCCGAGCAGCCGAGGAGAGUGACAGCACCAGCAAGAUGUCUGUCCCUGUGUUCUGUAGAAUGUUUGACUGCCUGCAGGGGGCGCCACAGGUGGAGAACGUGCUGGCCAAGGCGCUGUACGACAAUGUGGCGGAGUCUCCGGACGAGCUGUCCUUCCGUAAGGGGGACAUCAUGACGGUGUUGGAGCGGGACACGCAGGGUUUGGAUGGCUGGUGGCUCUGCUCGCUCCAUGGUCGCCAAGGCAUCGUCCCCGGCAACCGCCUCAAGAUCCUGGUCGGCAUGUACGACAGCAAGCAGCAGCAGGCCACGCCUUCUACGCCAGAGCCAGCCACUUCCUGUCCCUCCUCCCAGCGACCCCUCCCCUCUCUGAGCGCCUACGCCCAACCAUCCCCCUCUCCGUCGUCGGCCGGCAGCACUACUUCCUCCUCUGGGUAUCCCAACAAGCCCCUCCAUUCGGCACAGUACACGCCCAUGCAUCCGGCCUACUCCUCCCCCAGCCCCGCACAGCCCAACCCUGACUCCAUCUACAUGAUGCCCCCCUCCCACGGCCCCAAACCUAGUCCACAGAGUCUGUACCAGAUCCCCUCUGGCCCAAGCGGACUCCCUCCAGGACCCCCCAGCAAGGCCCCAGCUCGGGCCCAGAGACAGUACCAGGACAUCUACCAGGUGCCCCCCUCUGUAGGCCCAGGGCCCGGCCAGGGAGCGACCCCAGCCGGGGGGACAGGAGCGGGGCAGGAUGUGUACCAGGUGCCCCCCUCCCUGGAUAAGAGGAGCUGGGAGAACAGCAACAAGCCACUGGGCAAGGUGGUAGUUCCUACCCGGGUCGGACAGGUGUACGUGUAUGACACGGCCAAACCAGACCAGGACGAGUACGACGUCCCGCCCAGACAUCAGCCCCCCACCCAGCACGACAUUUACGAUGUGCCGCCCACCCGCCAGCAGUACAACACACAGGUGUAUGACACUCCUCCCAUGGUGGUGAAGGGACCCCCUAGUGGUCGAGAUAUAUAUGACAUGCCAGCAAGCACAGACAAGAACACACAGCAGACGGUCUACGACUUCCCGCCGUCUGUCAGUAAAGACGUCCCAGAUGCUCAGCCAAUCAGAGAGGAGACCUACGACGUACCGCCCCACUUUGCCAAACUCAAGCCGGCCCCCGCCCCGCACAACAACCUCAACGACGACGACGACGAGCCGCCCAUCCCCGAGGACGUGUAUGAUGUGCCGCCCCCCAUCCUGACUGACAAGCAUUACCGCGGCAACAGGGGCGGAGUCAGCCAGGCCCCCCAGGAGAUUUACGACAUCCCAGCCAGCCUGCGGACCGGAGGGCACCCCCCCGCCCACGACGUCUACGACUUCCCCCGGGAGCGAGAGGAGAAAGGAGGAGACAGGGGGGAUCACUACAUCUACGAUGUCCCACCCCAGGUUGUGCGGGACGCCCAGUCCACCAGUGAGGACCUCACCUUGUCCUUCAAGCGGCUGUCUGCCUCGAGCACAGGAAGCACCCGGAGCAACCACUCGGCUUCCUCCUUAGACAUGGUCCCUGUCCGCGACACCUCCUCCUCCUCCUCCACCCUUCCUGCCCCGGGGAAGCCCCUGGUCUUGGACUUGGAGCAGGCCAUGGAGCGUCUGUCUCGCCUCCAGCAAGCCGUUGAGUCCAGCGUGUCCCUCAUGAUGUCCUUCAUCACAGGUAACUGGAGAAGCCCUGCUCACCUGGAAGGGAACCUCCCGGCCAUUCAUCAAGCGGCUGACCGGGUGCGCUCCACUGUCCGGGACUUCCUGGAAUUUGCACGGGGCGCUGUGGCCAACUCAGCCCAGGCCACAGACCGCUCUCUGCAGGCCAAGCUAGGCCGCCAGGUGGGCAAGAUGGAGGAGGUCUUCCAGAGUUUGAUUCUAAACAGUCAGGGUUUAGACGCCGUUUCCUGGUCGCACGCCGCGCUCACGGCGCCGCCGGCGGGAGGGGACGACUUAGACCGGCUGAUCAUGACGGCACGCGGCAUCCCCGACGACGCCAAGCAGCUCGCCUCCUUCCUCCACGGCAACGCCUCGCUGCUCUUCAAACGGACCCGGCAGCAGCAGCAGCAGCAGCUGCCCCUUCCUCCAAUCCCAGGGGAUGUCAGCGGUCACAUGACAGGAUCAGGAAGUGGGAGCUAUCAGGGAGGGGAGAGGGUUCACAUUCAGUCACGGCCCCUCCCCUCUCCGCCAAAGUUUACAGCUGCAGAGGAAGAGGAAGGCGUAGACAGGCCGUAUGGGAGCACAGAGGAAGGCUGGAUGGAGGACUAUGACUACGUACAUCUGCAGGGAAAAGAAGAGUUUGAGAAGAACCAAAAACAGCUGCUGGAGAAGGGCAACAUCAACAGACACAAGACACAACUGGAACAUCAACAGAUUAAACAGUUUGAGCGGCUGGAGCAGGAAGUCAGCCGGCCAAUCAACAACGACAUGACGGGCUGGGUCCCCGUGGCCAACCAGCAGGCCCCCAAUGGCUCCGGAGGCCCCGCCUCCUCCAAGCUGUGCCAUGGUGACCGCCAGCUGCUCCUCUUCUACCAGGAGCAGUGCGAGCAGAACGUCACCACGGUGACCAACGCCAUCGACGCCUUCUUCACCGCCGUCAGCUCCAACCAGCCGCCCAAGAUCUUCGUGGCGCACAGCAAGUUCGUCAUCCUCAGCGCACACAAGCUGGUGUUCAUCGGCGACACGCUGUCACGCCAGGCCAAGUCGCCGGAGGUACGGGGCCGCGUGGCACAGAGCAGCAACGCGCUCUGCGAGAAACUCAAAGACAUCGUGAUCAGCACCAAGACGGCUGCGCUGCAGUACCCCUCCCCCGGCGCGGCGCGGGAGAUGACUGAGAGGGUUAGGGAGCUGGCAGGCUGCACGCAGCACUUCAGGAUGGUGCUGGGACAGCUGCUGGUGAUGUAGGGAGGGUGGGGGGGUGGGGGUGGGGGGGAACCAAACAGUGACACAAACUGAGAUGUCCCAGGAAUACCAUGGAUGUAUAAAAAAAAAACAAAAAACUGGAUACAGCGUUCGAGGCGGGGCCCCG
Molecule: messenger RNA, 3592 nt
Organism: Sander lucioperca (pikeperch)
Lineage: Eukaryota; Metazoa; Chordata; Actinopteri; Perciformes; Percidae
Gene: bcar1
Product: BCAR1 scaffold protein, Cas family member
Exons: 9
Coding region: 586-3468 (960 amino acids)
Biological process (GO): cell surface receptor protein tyrosine kinase signaling pathway; cell migration
Cellular component (GO): cytoplasm; plasma membrane; focal adhesion
Molecular function (GO): protein binding
Source: RefSeq, a predicted model, not a curated record